GCGGGGCGCUGCUCACGGGCGGACUCCGCCGCUCGCGUCUCCGGCUCCGGCUCCGGCUCGAGGUGCGGCGCCGCGGCGGGGAGCGAGCCCGGCCGGAGGAUGCCGCAGCCAGCCCCGCGCGGGGCCACAUAAGGAUGUGUCACCUUCCAGCCCAGCCCUCGUCUCGCAGGCACUGGGAAAGCUUCUCCUCCCUCCUGCCCCACCCCUUCUGGCUUCAGACCUGACGACGCCUUGCCCUUCCCCAGCAGGAUGGCCCAGGCUGGGGAGGUCAUGCACUUCCGCCCUGAUGGAGACUGUGCCAUGUCAUCCCCGCAAGUGGAGCGCAGGCCCUGGCUGCCUCCUGCCAAGAACUUCAUUGAAUAUGGUACCUACAGCCCCCCGCGCUGUCUCACCCCCAAUCUCAAUGCAGGCAGGAUCCACUUACUGCGCAAGGGUCUGAAUCCCGAUGCGCGGCGCUCCCAGCUGGGCAUGUAUAACAGCACUGGCUCCUUGGUCCGUAAGGCAUUGGAGACAGGCCCCUUUGGCAACAGCAACUGCUCAAGCACCGGACGAGUGACAGCUCCUUGCACCCCACUGCGAAGCAGGCCAAGCCCCUCGCUGUCAUCACCUGGCAGUCGCACCCCUCUGGUGGCAUCUGCCCCUGAAGGACAUAGCUCUGUGGUGACGUUCCGGUUCAUUGAGAAAGCCAGUGUGAAAACCCUGAAUGGCCUCCCACCAGCUGAGCCCCGGAGGGAGAAUGAGCAGAGUGCCCAUGGCCUGAGCAGGAGCUUGGAGUUUGGGGAGGCCAUCCGCUGUAGCUCCAGCAGAAAGGAGAAUGCCUGCCUAGCAGCGCAAAUCCAGGUCUCCCGGCAGAGCAAAGCCAUGUCACCUCAGAGUGGCAUCAAGCAGACCAUGAACGAGGACCUCCAACUGACAGCCGAGCUGCCUGGGUCUAACCCUGGGAGCGGGACUCCUGGUGGGACAUACACCCCUCUGAGCCACAACACUAAGUUUCAUGAGCACCUGAGUCGGAAGCUGAAACUAGAGUCCUCUGCAUCAGACCCUUUCCUGGCUGGGAGCAGGCCUCCCGGUGACAAGCGCUCCUCUAGUGGUUCUGGCAAUGGAAGGGAUUCCCACUCCCUGAAUUCCAACUGCAUCUUCAGUUCUCUCACCAAUGGGCUUGGGACACCAUCAGAGGACAUCUCAGCACUCCUAGGGAGUCCUCUGAACAUGGAGCCAUGCUACCAGGGGGGCUCAUGGGCAUAUUCCCGGGAGACCUCAGCCCAUGCCCAACGCAUUGCAAAGGCCAAGUGGGAAUUCUUCUAUGGCUCUCUAGAUUCUCCAGGUACAGGUAAUUCUCCUCAGAAACCUGAAUCGCCUUCCCUCAAAGAGCCCCUUCAGAAACCCAGCCACCUGCUGCUACCAGAACCCAAGAAGUCCAUGGCUGAGCACAGCUUUUGUCACGUAGAGGUGGAAAUAGAAAUGGCUCCUUCAGGCAACAAGAACCCAGGCUCCUGUGAAACUGGAAUUAUAAGAAGAACAGUGAAGUAUUCAGAGACAGACCUGGACUCGGUGCCUCUGAGAUGCUAUCGUGAGACCAACAUUGAUGAUAUUCUGGCUGAGAAGGACGAGGUGGAUUCAGCCAUUGAGAGUCAGAAGGACAGCGAGAGUAACCCAAGUUUCACUGGCACCUUGGGGAGAAGGAACAGUGCAUCUGAAGACCCCUUUCCCCAGGGCACCAUGGAGCACAAUGGGAAGCAUAUGAGGAAUGGCAAACAUGGAGAAGAGGUGGAUGAGGAUGACGAGGUGUUUGAAGCAACAAGGCAAGAGAACGGAGACAGGGUCAUGGAUCGAGAUGCACAGGGUCUGCUCAAGUCACCUGUGCCCUUCCUCCUGGGACACAGCCUCUCCAAAGAUGGCAUGGAUUCGUUCAGCAAGCAUUUUGAGAGCAUCAUGGAAUCUCACCGGGCCAAGGGGACGUCCUACACCAGCCUCGACUCCAUUGACAUCCUCUCCUCCCCUGCCCGUACCAAUGGCACCUACUUCACCUUUGACCUCCCAACCCUCACCCCACAAAUCCAGGACAAGAUCCGAGACAGUGUCAAGCUGAUUAAGGAGAAUUUUGCCCCUCUGGCCCACCUGGAGCCAGACUCUGGAACCAGUUCUGCUACAGAUGCUCCCUGGACUGAGAGGGAGGAAGAGCAAAGGAGAAAGGCAAAUAAUGGCCUGCACAGCCCAUGCCACUCAGAGGACAGCUUUGGCAUGCCCUUGGCCUCCAUCAUCAGUGACCAUCCCCUGAGUCAGCUGGUCUCCGACUCAGACUCCGAGAUGGACAGCACAGAGCAGCUGGCACUGGGCAGCACUGACACCCUGUCCAACGGGCACAAAGCUGACCUUGAGGCUGCCAAGCGCCUGGCCAAGAGGCUAUACAACCUGGAUGGGUUUAAAAAGGCAGAUGUGGCCCGCCACUUGGGGAAGAAGUACGUUAAUGAGUUCAGUAAGAUGGUGGCUGGGGAAUAUCUGAAAUUCUUCGUAUUCACUGGCAUGAGUCUGGACCAGGCUCUCAGGUCCUUUCUGAAGGAGCUGGCUCUGAUGGGAGAGACUCAGGAACGAGAGCGUGUGCUGGCGCAUUUUUCACAGCGCUAUUACGAGUGCAAUCCCAGUGCUGUCUCCUCUGAAGAUGGAGCCCACACUCUGACCUGUGCUCUGAUGCUGUUAAACACAGAUCUUCAUGGGCAUAACAUCGGGAAGAGAAUGUCCUGCUCUGACUUCAUUGGAAACUUGGAAGGACUCAACGGAGGGAGAGAUUUCCCCAAGGAACUGCUCAAGGCACUGUACGGCUCCAUCAAGAAUGAGAAGUUGCAGUGGGCCAUAGACGAGGAGGAGCUGAGGAAGUCCCUCUCAGAGCUGGCCGAUCCUAACCCCAAAUCCAUCAAGCGCAUCAGCAGCUGCAGUAACCCCUUCCUAGACUUCUCACAAGACCCCAGCAUCGCCACCUACAAGCAUGGCCUGCUGGUGCGCAAGAUGCAUGCUGAUCCUGACUGCAAGAAAACACCCAGGGGGAAGAGAGGAUGGAAGACAUUCCAUGCCAUCCUGAAGGGAAUGAUCCUCUACUUGCAGAAGGAGGAGUAUAAGCCUGGGAAGCCCCUGGCAGAGGAGGAGCUGAAGAAUGCCAUCAGUAUCCACCAUUCGCUAGCCACACGGGCAUCUGACUAUAGCAAGAGACCCAACGUCUUCUACCUCAGGACAGCUGACUGGAGGGUCUUUCUCUUCCAGGCACAGAACCCGGAACAGAUGCAUUCCUGGAUCACACGCAUCAACGUGGUGGCAGCCAUGUUCUCAGCACCCCCAUUUCCGGCAGCUAUUGGGUCCCAGAAGAAGUUCAGCCGGCCACUGCUGCCCAGCUCCUGCACCAGGCUCUCCCAGGAGGAGCAGGUAAAGAACCACGAGGCCAAGUUCAAGGCGAUGUCCGCAGAGCUGGUGGAACAUCGCUCCUCACUGCCCGAGAAGAAGGUAAAGGGCAAGGAGUACGAGGAGCUGAAGCAGCGGGAGGAAUACUUGGAGUUUGAGAAAUCGCGCUAUGGCACCUAUGCCAUGCUGCUGCGUGCCAAGCUGAAAGCUGGCUCUGAUGACCUGGCAGCCUUUGAGUCCACACUGUUUGACACAGCAGUGGGUGAGGAGGACAACCUCAAGAAAUCCCGCUCCAGCCCCUCACUCCAUGUGGAGCCAGCCAGCAUGGGCCCCAAGGUGAAACGCAACAUCUCGGAGCGUGGCGGCACCCGUCAGUCCACCAACCAUCCGCAGAAAUCGUAGGGGCAAGGGCAGCAAGCUGCACAUUCCUGUUCCAGCCCUACAUGCUGGGAGGCCAUGCCCACACCAGCCCAAACCUGCAUGACUUCAUCCUUGGCGGGCACAAGCCAUGGGGGCUGAUUGCGCUCACCCUGCCACCAGCACCAGUGGAAGGAGCCCCAACAUAUCAGCAUGGAAACAGUUCCCUCCACUGAGGCUCAUGGGAAACAUCGAUGCAGUGCAGUAGCAGCAGGGGAACCAUCUCCAUACCUGCAGACUUCCUAGCAAGACCUACCCCCUUCUCCUGGACCUGGGUGCGGGUUCCCUGAGAGCAGUGAUGGGGCUAGAUUAUACGGUGGCUGCCCUACGCUAGGCAGGCCCCGUGAGCUGCCCACCAGACUCUAGGGCAGACGGGAUUGUGGGUAGAGACCCCAAUGGGGGCCAGUUAAUGCAUCACUGCUGCAGCCCUGGUCAUGCCAGCUGGAAGCUGCUUUUUUGUUUCCUGCCAGCUGGGCCAGCCAGGCCAUCCACAUCCUGGCCAUGGCCCCUUGCUCCUCCACCCUGCCCAUUUCUUACUGUUUUGAAUGGUUUUUGUGAUACAGUUUUGCACUUUUUAGUACCUGAAUGAGCUGAACUACGUGAAGUUUUUUGGGGGUGAUUUUGAUGAUUUUUUUGGGAACUGUGAAAAAGAAUUAUUUCUUAGAAGCAUUGCAUUUUUUGGACAGUUUUUAAUCAGGGCCCUGGGCUGAGGCCCCAGUCCUGCCCACAGAAGCCCUGGCACUCAUCUGUUUUCUAUGUCACAUACAAGGGGCAGCUCGUUUGGUGCAGACUCCUCCCUGCUCCUGCACUAGAUGCCAUCUUGCAGCCUCACACGAGCCUGUGGUCUGAGCAGCAGCCACAUAGCAAGGGGAGCUUGCUUUCAGCCAAAUGACAAAGCCAUAACAAAGGGGCCUGGCUGCAGCCCAUUGAGGGGCUAGCUCCAUUCACCCUUUAGAACACAGAUGCAGAGGUGCAGGCAGCUUCAACUGCUGUCUAGAGCCUCAGCAGCAGUGGUUGAGAGGGCAGGUGAUGGGCUGGUGCACAUGAGGUACCUGGUCUUUUCCUGGUAAGUGGGGAGGUUGUGAAUGGGGUUAAUUCCCAGCCACUGGUUAGGCUGGAGCAACUAACAAGGAGGGGAAACGCACAGCUGCAGGUGCUGUCUUCCCCCUCUGUAUAGCUUCCUCCUUCCUUGAUCUUCCCCAUUCUGAAAGGGCUCUGAGGCAGCAGUCAGGUCCUGGCAGCUGGAUCCAGCCCCUGCCUCCUUGGGUCCUGGCACAAGUAUUCAGAGGAAUGUGUAUUGUAACCUGGGGCAGGAGUUGCACAUACCUGACACCAGGCUUGGCCUAGGUCCUCUCUCUUCUCCCAAUGUAAUAGGACUGCUGAAUGGGCUGAAGCCAAGGCCCCCCUCUCCACCCAGUGCUGCCCUGGCACUUAGUGCAAGGGGUCUACUUGCAGCACAACACCACCCAGCACUUGUGGCUGGGCAGCAGACCCAGCAUGAAAGGCAGUAGGGCUUGGAGUAGAAGGGGCAGCAUGCCCACAGGUUGAUGCAGGCAGCCUUCCACACAGCUGCCACCCCUUCCCACCCCCCCUGCAGGAGGGCUGGGCUGGGCUGGGAGGGAAGGGGGAGAGUGGUGUGCUGCUUUUGGCCAUAGGGACCUUGCUGGCUCCAGUACUGACUCUGUGAAUGUGUCAAACUUUUUAUUCUGCACUCUUUUGAGUCUACUGCAAAAAAAAAUCCAUCCUUGAGCAAAUGGCUCUGGGUGAAACCUUUGUACAGCUUCUUCCAUCAGGUACUGAAGUAAAACCUGCUCUCAAGA
Alligator mississippiensis (American alligator) is the source of this 5627-nucleotide messenger RNA. It is a transcript of the gene PSD, whose product is annotated as pleckstrin and Sec7 domain containing. Gene Ontology annotation, molecular function: guanyl-nucleotide exchange factor activity. The record is from RefSeq and is a predicted model, not a curated record. Gene Ontology annotation, biological process: regulation of ARF protein signal transduction. Lineage: Eukaryota; Metazoa; Chordata; Crocodylia; Alligatoridae. The transcript has 17 exons. The coding region runs from base 250 to 3792 and encodes 1180 amino acids.